This is a messenger RNA of Rana temporaria (common frog), 3386 nucleotides long. It is a transcript of the gene NUB1, whose product is annotated as negative regulator of ubiquitin like proteins 1. The transcript is spliced from 15 exons. Gene Ontology annotation, biological process: regulation of ubiquitin-dependent protein catabolic process. The coding region runs from base 127 to 1965 and encodes 612 amino acids. Gene Ontology annotation, molecular function: protein binding. NCBI's taxonomy places the organism in Eukaryota, Metazoa, Chordata, Amphibia, Anura, Ranidae. The record is from RefSeq and is a predicted model, not a curated record.
CACGUGAACACCAAUCCAGCUCAGCUAUUGGCUGGGAAGGGAUCGCCGUGUUAUAGGAGGUGUGAUGUACACAAUGAGAAUGUGAGCGCAGUAUACACAUCAGAGUGUAAGAGAGGAGCCGGAGAGAUGGCAGUAAAGAAGUUUUUGAUGUCCCAACUGACGAAUCAUUUAAGGGAAGAUCACAUUCAGCUUUGGAAAUCUCCUUACACCAAUGAAAAUCAAGAAGCUGGCGCAGAGAUAAAAGAGCUGUCUCUGAAAUAUUCUGAAAAGCUGAAGUACAGUGUGGAUGACAUAGCCAGUGCAUUGGAAGAAAUCCGCUGCUCUGCAAUACAACGUGGCAGUGGAAAUCAAGCCUUUAAGACUAAAGGAUUGGCUACACUGCUGGUCUUCUUGCCACGCAAGCUUAACAAAGGAUCCAAGAACUACAUAGAAACCUGCCUGACUGUAACAGGGAAGGAGCUAAAGUGUCAAAUAGCACAAACAUAUGGAUUACAAGAAAGUUGCAUAAAAAUUAUUUCCAACAAGAAACAGCUUGAAACUGAUAAAACUUUGCAAGAACAAGGAGUGGGUCACAAUUCCAAGGUGUUGGUCCUGGAAUUCAGCUACACAGAGGAAGAGGCAAAGAAGAGGGUCCACAAUGAGGAUAAGGAACGAGACGAUGAGACACAGAAGCAGGAGAGCGUGAAGAAGAAGAUGAUGCGUACAAAGCGAGGGCUGGAAAUCCUUGCAGAUCGUGGCGAGAGCUUGGAUCCAGACACCGCUCCAUACCUGGAAAUUGCAAAUCAAACGGGACGCUCCAUCAAUAUGCCUAAAGCUGCGAAAAAGGCUCUCAUGCUGGCGAUGGGCUAUCACGAAAGGGGAAGAGCAUUCCUGAAGAGAACAGAGUAUGCUUUAGCUCUGCCGUUCCUGCUGGAUGCAGACAAGCACUUCUGUGAAUGUGGGACAGAUCUGUUGGACUCCGUGGAUAAUUAUGCUGUGCUGCAGCUUGACAUUGUGUGGUGUUACUUUCGCCUGGGUCAGUUAGACUGCUUGGAUGACGCAGACUCAAAACUAAAUAUGUCCCAGAGGUGCUUCAAUAAAUGCUAUGGAGAGAAUCAUGAACGGCUUGUCAACAUAAAAGGCAGUUACGGGAGAGAAAGAGUUUUAUUUCUAAGACUUAAUCUUCUGCAAGGAAUAGUAAAUUACCACAAUGGAAGAGCCAAUGAAGCAUCACAAAAAUUUUCAGAGGCUAGCCGAUUGUAUAAUGAGCUCUCCAUCGACCCAGCAAAAGUAGAUACCUUAAUGCAAUUGGGAUGCUCAGCUCAGGAGGCACGCUUGGCACUGCGAGCAUGUUACGGGAAUGUGGAACAUGCUGCCAACCAUAUUUCAUCUAAACGAGAGGAAAAGGCAAAGAUUAGAAAAGAAGAGAAAGAGAAGAGAAGAAAAAGACUGGACAAGAUCAAUACUCUGCGUGGGAUGGGGUAUUCAGAGUCUGCUGCUGCAGAGGCCUUAAGUCAGGCCAGUGGGAACAUUGACCGGGCAGUCCAGAUACUCCUAGAUAAUCCAGAGCGUUUAAUACCACAAGGCAAUCCAGCUGGCAGCGACUCGUAUAAUGUUCCUCAGCAGAUUAUCGAUCAGCUGGUGUAUAUUGGUUUCACUCCUGAGGCAGCUAAGGCAGCUCUCCAGCUAUUCCAAGGUAACAUUGAACUGGCCGCUCAGAUGUUGGCUGACCACCAAGGAGUUCUCCCUCCUCACCUCCUGCAAGAGCUGGAAAACUCUUCAUCCGCACCCGAGCCUAGCUCCUCGUCCUCGGAGACUGCAGGAACAAGCUCAUCAAGUAACACCAACACUGUUGAGCCGGACAUCGACCCUGUGAAGGAGAUUCUGGAUGAUAUCCCUGAACAUGAAGAGGACUAUCUGGACUUAACAUUAGAGGAAGAAGAGCUCAUUCUUGUUGAGUAUCUUUCCUACUUAGAAAAGCUGUAGUUUGAGACUUUACUCAACUGCAGUACAUUAAUAGCAAUCAAUUCAGAUGUUCCUUUUGGUCUCUGACUUGUGCUAGAAACAUGACAGAUGGAACCUGAUUGGUUAUAGUGGACAGUAUUGACACUUCUGCUUUCAUAGAUGGUCUUUAUUGUCUUUUUAGCACUUUAUACAAAUGAGUUUGAUUUAAAUACUCAAAAGAUUAUUAUUAUUUUUUAAACAUAUGGGUCUCUACCAGUCUACCAGGUGGUGACCUAGAGGCCCAAGUGAACAACAUGUGGGACACCACAUCCCGUAAUAGGAGAAUUAAGUGUGGAUUUUAUAGGCACCGUAAGGAUCACAACCAACUUAAAAUACAAUAACCUUAUUGAGUAUAAAUAUUAAAAACAUCCAAUGUUCUGUCUUCAAAGACUAAAUGGAGUGAGGAACUACCUGUGUACAUCGAACAAAUGUUCUUUGUAACGAAUGGCAAUGAUAAAACUGGGGCGUUCCACCAUCCUUGGUCUCUACAUGUUUUGCGGCUUCCCCCCUUCUUCAGGAGGAAAUGAAGGCAAGAACACAUCAGAUCUUUAUAUAAAUACAUGGAAUUACAAAACACAUAAUCAUAACAUCGAGUCCAUAAUUGCACAUUGUAUGUGGAACUUAUUAAACCAUAUGUAACAAUCACAUGACACUAGUAACUUACCAGUAGCGUUUGUCUAUUUGGUUAAUUGUAGGAAUAUCCUCCCUCUAUGUGCUCCAACGCUCGCCCUGGGAAUAGCGAUACACCCGUGACACCAUCCCUGUGAUUGUUAGAGUUUUAGUAAGUUCCACAUUCAUUAUGUAACUAUGGACUCGAUGUUUUGAUGUGUUUUUUUUAUUCUUUGUAUUUAUAUCUAGAUCCAAAGUGUUCUUUUCAUUUCCUCCUGAAGAAGCGGGAAGCCAUGAAACAUGUAGAGGACAAGGAUGGUGUAACACCCUACCUAUUUAUCAUCAUUGGCAUGCGUUACAAAGAGCAUUGGUUUGUGAUGUACACAGGGAAUUCCUUUCCCCAUUUAGUCUUUAAAGACAGAACAUUGGCUGUUUUUAAUAUCUAUGUCUUUGGUAUUUUUACCUAAAGUGAAGCUUGAGUUGUGCUUGUGUUUAUUAAAAGUCAGCAGCUGCAAAAAGUGUAGCCGCUGAGCUUUAAUAAACACACUCACCUGUCCCAGGAUCCAGCGAUGUGGUCACCCAAACCGUCAUUGGUCUCCCUCUCCUCCCUGGCGCUGGCAUUUCCACUGUGGGCACCUGGCAGUGACAGCUUGCGGCUUCAUAGCCGGGUGUGUACUGCGCAUGUGCCAGCAGCGCUGUGCCUACUGAAUGGCCUGACAGUCUUCUGGGACCCUGUGACAUGUCCCAGAAGACUGCAGGGAAGGAGGAGGACAUUGCCUAGGCGAAGUGGGAGC